Molecule: messenger RNA, 1511 nt
Organism: Apis mellifera (honey bee)
Lineage: Eukaryota; Metazoa; Arthropoda; Insecta; Hymenoptera; Apidae
Gene: ECSIT
Product: evolutionarily conserved signaling intermediate in Toll pathway, mitochondrial
Exons: 2
Coding region: 293-1429 (378 amino acids)
Cellular component (GO): mitochondrion
Source: RefSeq, a predicted model, not a curated record
UAUUUCAAAACAUGAAAACAAAUACAAAGUCUUAAAUGUUAAGUUGUUUUAAAAAAUAUUCUUACAAUAAAAUUUUAUUGAUAUUAGAUAUUAAUUAAUAAAUUAAUGUUGUAAAUUUAUAUAAAUUAACUUAUUUACAAUGUUGUUUACAUUGUUAUUUACGUGUACAUAUCGAUUUUAUUAACUAUACUAAAAAGGUUAUAGAAAAAAAACAGUGAUAAUCUAUUAUAUAUUUUUAUAUAUUUAUAAAUUAAUUUAAGUAAGUAUUACAAAAUUUAAACAAAUUAAUAAUAUGAUUACAUUAAUGAAAAAUAUUAUUUUAUCAAAUAAAUUUUUAAUAAUUAAAAAACAUAAAAAUAUACGAUUAACCAUUGUUAAUAAUCUUCAUAUAAAACAAGUUUUAUGUAAUAAAAAUGAAUCUGCCAGUGAGAUUACACCUUAUAAUUUUAAUGUGAAAAAAAAAGAGAAAGAAACUUUCUUGGAAAUUAUACAUGUAUAUAAAAAAGAAGAUCGUAUUAGAAAAGGACAAUUGCAGUUUAUUUUAACUGCUUUAAAAUAUAUGGAUGAAUUUGGUGUAAAUAAAGAUUUAGAAAUAUACAAGCAAUUGUUAGAUAUAUUUCCAAAAAACAAAUAUAUACCAAAAAAUAAAUUUCAAAAUAUGUUUUUUUCUUAUGCAAAACAUCAAAAUGUAGCUAUAAGUAUACUUAAAAAAAUGGAAAAAAAUUUUGUAAUACCUGAUUUUGAGAUGCAAGAACUAAUUAUACAAAUUUUUGGUGACAAGAAUCUAGUUAUAAAAAAGUGUUGGAACAUAUUUUAUUGGUUUCCAAAGUUUUCUCAACUAAAUCCUUGGCCAAUACCCAGACCGAUACCAACAGAUCCAAAAGAACUUGCUAAAUUUGCUAUAGCAAAAAUGUCUUGUAUAGAUGUACAAGCUAAUACUAUUGUAUAUAAAACAAAAGAUAUACCUGAUGCAAUUGAUGAUACAUGGAUUGUAUCUUCUAUGAGUAGAUCACAACAAGAACUUCUUGCAGUACAACCAACUAAUAAAUCAUUAAUUGUAGAAGGUCCUUUUAUGAUAUGGGUUGAUAAAUAUUAUAUUAAUUAUUUUGUAUUAAAAGGAGAUCCAAUAAAAAGAGAAAUCAUUUAUGAAGAUUAUGAUGAUAUAUCUCAUUUGCAAAUUCCAUUUUGGGAAAAACAUCACUUUAAAAUACCUCUUACUAAACAUGAGCAAGAAGAUGGAGUAUAUUAUGCAAUUUGUGCUACAGGCACAUCUUCCAAAGAUUCUCUAUUAUCAUGGAUAAGAUGUCUACAAAAAAUAAAUCCUAUUUUAGAAAAAAUACCAAUAACAUUUAAAAUAAAAUCAUUUCCAAAUCAACAAUUAUAUAUUAAAAAUAAUAAAAUAUCUAAUGAAAUAUCUAAUGAAAAAUAAAUAUUUCAAAAUAAAAAUAAAAUAGAAAAAUAAUUAUGUAAAUAAAUAUUGAUUAUAAAUAAAUUUAUUUAUACAGCAAUAA